AUGACAGCAGCUCCUCCUCUGGAUUGCCGGCUCUCCAAGAACCUUAUGGUUAAAACAGUUCUGUUUCUGAACACAAGGAGGAUGCUGAUCAGCAAUCCCUUCAAGGAGAGCGUGAGAAAAGGACUCAACCAAGUGCUGAGACAAGCUUUCAACCAAAAUGUCAGUGCUCAGGUUGAAAUCCUGGAGCAAUCAAACAAUGUAACAGUUGGUUACUACGUUACACGGGGCAGACUGGUUUUUAUACCGGCUGCUGUAAUUGAAAGGCUCCUUGCGUACGGCAUCAGCAAUGCCACAGCAGACAUAAAGCAGCACGUACCACAUCUCCAGUCCGUGGCGGCCCUGGCCUUGCCGUGGAAGCCCCUUCCUGCAUACCACUUCCAGCUGAAAACAGAGCUGCAGUUUGUGGGUCAAACAGACAAUAUACAGUCAUGCAAAUUUGUUCAGACCAUGGAGCAACGGUUACAGAGAGCGUUUCAGGAUGCUGAGAGAAAGGUCUUAAACACCAGCAACAACUUAACAGUUCAGAUUUUGAACACCUCCAAUGUCUCCCAAGCUGUCACUCUGUUUUAUGUAGUGAACAAUCAAAGCACAACUCUAAAUGGCACUAUUUCCAGCAACCUUCUUAAUCAGCUGUCAGCUGAGCUGGUGGGUUUCUAUCUAACCUACCCGCCUCUCACCAUUGCAGAAUCUUUGGAGUAUCCAAACCUUGAUGUCUCAGAGUCAACUAGAGACUACUGGGUGAUAACAGUUAUUCAAGGGGUUGAUAUUGCAUUACUGGGACUGAACAAUCAGAGCUUUGCAAGAUUAAUGGAGCAGCGUUUGGCCCCGCUGUUUAUGAUGUCCCAACAGCAAGGAAGACGAUUCAAACGUGCCACUACUGUGGGCAGCUACACUGUACAGAUGGUGAAAAUCCAACGUAUUCCAGGACCCAAGGAACCGGCUGAACUGACAUACUAUACUUUAUACAACGGGAAACCUUUGCUGGGCACUGCAGCUGCCAAAAUUUUGAGUACUGUUGACUCCCAGCGGAUGGCCUUGACACUAGGUUAUGUUAUUCAAGUUCAAGCUGAUC
Messenger RNA from Cariama cristata (Red-legged seriema), 1072 nucleotides. RefSeq names its product UPF0606 protein KIAA1549L-like. NCBI's taxonomy places the organism in Eukaryota, Metazoa, Chordata, Aves, Cariamiformes, Cariamidae. The transcript is spliced from 8 exons. The record is from RefSeq and is a predicted model, not a curated record. The annotation marks the transcript as partial.